ACACAGCAAAAUCACCAGAGUUAAAAUCCUGGUGUUACGGUGUUUCAGAGUAAAGAGUUAAUUUCACAGAGUGGAAUUUUCAGAAAUCAGCACAACUGGUGUAAAAAUUACUCUCUGACUGGUGAGACUAUGAGGAGUUGGACCUCAUUAACACGGGUUUUGUGUUAAGUUACAUCCGGGACAUUUACAAGCUGUUCGCGCCUACUCGAAACUUUUCUCUCACAGACGCCAUUUUAUUUGACUGGAUGUGCGGAGGAGACAGCAUUAUAUUUACUGGUGAAACACAAAGUAAGUUAUUUAUUUAAGAUUGUAUUUUUGUUUAACUAUGUUUUUGGCAUCAAAAGCUGUUUUAUCAAUCAAAUUUGAUUAGUUAAAUGUUUUUACGUGGCAUCCGGGACUUUUACAUGCUGUUCGCGCCUAACAAGCUAAUUUUUACCUCACACACAGAUUGUAUUUUCUUCACUCCUGACGCAGCAGAGCGACAAGAUUCUUUGUCAGUAUUCAGUAAAGAUAAGGAAAAACAGUAAAGAUAAAAGGUUAACGUCAUGUUUGUAAAAGUGCAGUUCCAAGGCUCUAAGAAAUUCAUCAAGCUGAACGAUGGAUUCACUUUCACUGAUUUUAUAACUGAAGUGCAAAGCAGAUUUGAAAUGCACACUGGAGCAGACUUGCGGAUAUAUGAUGAAUCCCACACCGAGAUUGAACAAGACCUUUUAGGAGAGUUGCUUGAAGCAGACCCAAAAUCAACGUUAAUCAUUGAAGACCUUAGUAAAGUUUGUGUGUCAGAGGAAGCAGCCAGCUCCUGCACAGAUACGCAGUCAAUUACAAGUCCUUCAUCUAGUGAACUUCAUGUGCCCUCUGGAAGAUGUACCAAGAAAUCCAAAAUGUCAGAGCAGAGUGAUGAAUUUAGGGCAACAUCAGCUAAGGAGAUGGUUCUUACUGCCAUAAAAGAAAAAUCUAAAGGAGAUGACAUUCUUGAAGAGUACAAGGCCACCAACACCUUGUCAAAUGAGAUGAGAAGAGCUCUUGUCAACAUAUUGGUGGGACAUAUGACCGAGAAACAUGGGAGGAUUCCACCUGUACAGCAGAGAGAGCAAUAUGCCCUUGGAAUAGUGACUUUGUUUCCGUCAUUGAAAGACCCAUUUUCUAAGAAGGGAUAUGAGCACUUCUACGAUGCUGCAAGUGGGAGUGGAUAUCUUGCUUGGCGUCUAAAGACUGUCCUUAGAAACACUCGUCGCACUGAAAAAACUGAGCCUACAUCUCUACAAGGUGGUCCAAAGGUCAAGAGAGCCAUUAGCUUAGAACAACAACUUGAUGGCGAUGCUGCUUUGGAGGCCAUUUCGCUUCUCGCUCAUACAGGAGUUGAAUCAACUAUUUUUGAGAAGAUGAGACAGACAUUUCGUCAUCGCCAGGAACUUGUUCAAAAUGCAGAUACAGCAACAGAUGUUUUAAAAACCUUCCCAAGGUUUUUAGAUACCAAAGGAUUGGUGAAUCAAGAUUUUGAACUUCUCUUCAAUUUGGACACAUCUUCAAAGUUAAUGGAAAAGUGGGACAGAACCUUAAAGCCAAAAAUUAUCCAGGAAGCGAAAAACUUGACUCAGACCCCUGCUGUUCAGCGUUUUCUUUUGUCAGCUGAGAAAUCCUCAGAAAAAGCCAAUUCAGCCUGGGACAGUGAUUUGUCUACGCUGCUGCUGCUUGUUCACCUUCUUCCACCAUCUGCUGGGCGGAAGAUGGCUGCAAAAAUAAGUGCCACCAAUGCAGCUGACAAACUUGUUCUGUUUCAUAAGUCAUGUUGCAGCAUUGAUGAGCAUCUAGGGAAAGUUCAAAGUCACCAACCAUAUCUUCUAGCUGUGGGGAGGAGUCAAGACGAGAUUGACAACUACUACAUUGCUCUGGAUAGUAAACUUAUACCAUGUCAAACAGCUAGUUCUCUGGGUGCUUUGGAUGAGCUCUUCAAAGUGCACUAUGUUUUUAACAUUUCCUAUGACAAUGCUCUCGACAACUUCUACACAUUUCUGCAGACCACUGUCUAUAACAUAGAUGUUGGGAAAACAAAAGAGUCUCCAUGAGUGAAAGAGCUGCGAGCCAAAUUCCUGAAUAACACCUAAACUGAAAUUUAAGAGAGAAUGCUGCUGUGUUUUAGAUGUGAAGAAUUGCAUACAGAUACUCCUUCACUGAUUUCACAUUUAAGGUUUCAACAUGGAUUCUAUCCCACCUCUAAGUGUAGACUUGUUUGUGCUCAACACGGUUGCCGAAAGCAGUUUUCAACGUACUCUGGUUUUAGGAAACAUCUGGACAAUAUUCAUGUUCCUCGUUCAGUUUUUGCAAACGUUCCUCAUGCUGAUUGUUUAAGUCAGUCAGAUGCAGUUCAGACUGGACCAUCAGAUGAAGAAUCUCUUCCAGAAGCUAUUUGUUUUGAAAGUAGGCCAGUUCCUUCUAAAAAGGAUGUGAAGGACAUGUGUGCCUCAAUUGUUGCAAAACUACAGGGAAGUGGUGCUUCUAAUACAUCAGUUUCAUCAAUUAUAUGUGACCUGGAAGAGUUUACCACAGAGUUACAAUCAUUAAUGAAGCAAAAUUUUGUUACGGAAGACUCCUCUGAAAUGUCAGCACAGUGUUUUGAAAAUCCAUUUACCAGUUUUAAUUCUGAUGCUAAACGAGCAAAGUUCUUCAGUGAAAGGUGGGGAAUUGUUGAACCGUUGGAAAUAGUUCUUGGUGUUCGGUAUGACAGUAGACGAAACAAAAGAACUGGGACCUAUGACCAGGUACCGGUUAAAGAGACUUUUGUUUACAUCCCUAUUUUGGAUACCUUAAAGUUUAUGUUUCGUAACACAGAUAUUUGUAAGCAUUUUGAAACGGAGUUUCAAACCACUCCUGAUGUAUAUAAAGAUUUUAGUGAUGGCAGUUACUGCAAGGGCCAUCCAUUGUUUUCACAACACAAUUCUUUGAAAAUCCAAUUAUAUUAUGAUGAUUUUGAGACAAGCAAUCCACUGGGGUCAAAGCAUGGAAUUCACAAGAUAGGUUGUUUAUAUUUUGUCCUCAGAAAUCUUCCACCAAAGUUCAACUCUGCUGUUCUAAACAUACACUUAGUUUCUCUCUUUCACUCCCAAGAUGUUAAAAAGUAUGGAUUUGAUGCAAUUUUAGCACCUUUGAUCAAUGAUGUUAAGAUACUUGAAGUUGAGGGGAUUGAUUUGCCCAUUUCAUCUGAAAAGGUUUACGGUUCAAUUUGUCAGAUUUCUGGAGAUAAUUUGGGUAUGAAUGCUAUUCUUGGUUUUACAGAGUCUUUUAACAGUAAUUACUAUUGUCGCUUAUGUUUAACCGAGAAGUCUGAUGCCCAAGAUGUUUACAGUGAGGAUGACCCAAGGUUGUUGUUUCGUGAUGAAGUCAGCUUUCAAAUGCACUGCAGGGAUAUUCAGUCAGAUCCACAGUUGAACUCAGUAUAUGGAGUUAAAAGGAACUGCUCUUUGAACACUUUACACUAUUUCCACGUGUGUAGCAAUUACUCUUUUGAUAUAAUGCACGAUAUAUUGGAGGGUGUUGCUCAGUAUGAGAUGAAACUUUUAUUUGGAUACCUGACUGAAAACUUGAUCUCAAAAAAUGAUCUCCUUUUGAGGAUUUAUUCGUUUGACUUCGGAUACACAGAGCGCAAAAAUCGACCAACAAAUGUCAGUUUGGAACAUGGUGGAAAUUCUAUUGGAUUGAAUUCAAUUCAGACAUUGUGUUUGGUGAGAAACACACCAUUAAUUUUUGGUGACCUUGUGCCUCCCGGAAAUCCAAACUGGAACUUGUUGCUCAUUUUACUGCAAAUUAUAAACAUUGUCUUUUCACCUGUUGUUACCUAUGGCAUGACUGUUUUUUUGAAGCAUUUGAUCUCUGAGCAUCAUCAACUUUUUAAAUCUGUGUACCCUCACAAAAAAUUGAUACCCAAGCAUCAUUUUAUGGUGCAUUAUCCUUCAUGCAUAAGGAAAAUAGGACCUCUGUUGCACUUCUGGAGUAUGAGGUUUGAGGCCAAGCACAAACUUUUCAAAAAUAUGCUGAAAAGUUUUAAGAACAUCACAAAGUCCCUUGCACGGAAACAUCAAAUGGCAAUAGGAAGUCACUGGGAAACACUGAGUUUACAGCGAAAAGAGUUUGGACCAAUGAACUUUUUCUCUCUUAAUGACUGUGAAAAUGGUGAAGAUUUAGCCAGAGCUUUACAAGUCACAGUGCAGGCUGACAUUUACUCUACCCGUUGGGUAAAACUUGAUGGCACUGAAUAUAGACCUGGUCUGGUUAUAUGCACUAAUAUAAAAAAUGAACUUCCAUUUUUUAGUAAAAUAACAAACAUUCUUGUGUUGGGUGAAAAAGUGUAUUUUUUGGUUGACAAACUUGUUACAGAGUUGUUCAGUGAGCAUUAUAAUGCAUUCAGAGUGGUUGAUGGUAAUGAAUUUGAUGCAGUUGUUCCAGCUGAUGAUCUUAAGCAUUACAAACCCUAUGACCUUCAAAGUGCAUAUGGACCAGAUGUGAAUGUGUAUGUUGUGCCUUUACAGAGUUUUGUAAUGUUAGAAGAUUGAACAAUUUUUUUGCACUCUUGGUUUUAAAAAAGUGCAUAUUUUUUUAUUUUAUUAAUUAUACUGUUUUUAUAGGCAGUGUUUAAACUAUUGUAAGACUAAAAAACAUUGUUCCACUUGAUGUUUAUUUCUUGAAACCAUUGAGUACAUAUGUACAUUUGGUCCGGUUUUUAGGCAGUGUAAGUUUUAAACCAUUGUAAGACUAGAACACCUUGUUCUACUUGAUGCAUUUCUAUUUUACUGUUUUAUAGGCAGUGUAUGUUUUGACAAUGUAUUUGCCUUUUUAAUGUUUAAACUAAAUUAAAUGAGUUUUCAAUUACAA
Molecule: messenger RNA, 4866 nt
Organism: Paramisgurnus dabryanus
Lineage: Eukaryota; Metazoa; Chordata; Actinopteri; Cypriniformes; Cobitidae
Source: RefSeq, a predicted model, not a curated record